UGUCUUUUUCUUUUUUUGGCAGCCAAGAUGGCAAUGUGCAGCAUCCUCAACGCUGAUGACAUCAAGAAAGCACUAGAUGCAUUUGCAGCUGCUGACUCCUUUAACCAUAAGAAGUUUUUCGAGUUGGUGGGUCUGAAGGCCAAGUCUGCUGACGAGGUGAAGAAGGUCUUCUUGGUGCUGGACGCCGACAACAGCGGCUUUAUAGAGGAGGAGGAGCUCAAGUUCGUCCUGAAAGGUUUCGCCCAAAAUGGCAGGGACCUGACAGACAAGGAAACCAACGCAUUUUUAAGAGCAGCCGACAAGGAUGGAGACGGCAAGAUUGGAAUUGAUGAGUUCGCCGCCCUGGUGAAAGAAUAAACAGUCGCCCAAUGUGACCGACUGUCACUCCAAGAUCACCUCCCAACCACGCUGCACUCCCACACCUGCAGGCCUCCCUCCACAGCACCAACACCUCA
Molecule: messenger RNA, 455 nt
Organism: Notothenia coriiceps (black rockcod)
Lineage: Eukaryota; Metazoa; Chordata; Actinopteri; Perciformes; Nototheniidae
Gene: pvalb6
Product: parvalbumin 6
Exons: 4
Coding region: 28-357 (109 amino acids)
Cellular component (GO): cytoplasm
Molecular function (GO): calcium ion binding
Source: RefSeq, a predicted model, not a curated record